Molecule: messenger RNA, 1914 nt
Organism: Aspergillus melleus
Lineage: Eukaryota; Fungi; Ascomycota; Eurotiomycetes; Eurotiales; Aspergillaceae
Product: alpha-L-arabinofuranosidase A
Exons: 8
Coding region: 1-1914 (637 amino acids)
Biological process (GO): L-arabinose metabolic process
Molecular function (GO): alpha-L-arabinofuranosidase activity
Source: RefSeq, a predicted model, not a curated record
AUGGUUCGCAAGUGUCUUCUGCUGUCGCUUUUGGCAGCCUGCAGUGCUGCAGUUAAGAUCACGGUUGCCAAAUCUGGUGGCAACGUUACUAGUGACCUGCAGUAUGGCAUCAUGGAAGAGGAAAUCAACCAUUGCGGUGAGGGAGGUCUGUACGCAGAAUUGAUUCGCAACCGUGCCUUUCAAGGAGGUUCUCGGUUUCCUUCCAAUUUGGAUGCUUGGAUCCCCCUUGAUGGAACGACCCUGGCCCUGAAGAACCUCAGUCAGCCCUUAUCGUCGGCAUUGCCAACCUCGGUGAAUGUCAAAGGCAGCCGUGGAAAGGCCGGUCUAACUAACCUGGGCUGGUGGGGUAUUGAUGUGAAGAAACAGAAAUACACCGGUUCAUUCUUCGUGAAGGGGCAAUACAAGGGAUCCUUCACGGCAUCUCUCCAGUCCAACUCCACGGGUGAAGUCUUUGCCAGCACCAAGGUCAAGUCCAAGAGCGUGCGCGGCGAGUGGACGCAGCAUGAGUUCACUCUGACGCCUCGCAAGGCCGCGCCCAACACCAAGAACACAUUCUCGAUCAGCUUUGAUGCAUCUAAAACAGCAGAGGGAUCGCUCGACUUCAAUCUCAUUAGCCUGUUCCCUCCAACCUACAAUGACCGACCUAAUGGUCUUCGGAAGGACUUGAUGCAGGCGAUGGCAGACUUUGGCCCGAAAUUCCUGCGAUUCCCCGGUGGAAACAACCUCGAGGGCGACUUUAUUGCCGGCCGAUGGAAGUGGAAUGAGACCAUCGGACCCUUAAAAGACCGUCCGGGCCGUGCCACCACCUGGAACUACCAGGAAAGUCUCGGGCUGGGAUUGGUUGAGUACAUGGAAUGGUGCGACGAUCUAGGAAUCGAGCCGAUCCUCGGAGUCUGGGCCGGGUUCGCUUUGAACGGCGACGCGAUUCCUGAAGCCGAUCUUGACUUCUACGUACAAGAUGCUCUGAACGAAAUCGAGUUCCUCACCGGCUCCACGGACACCGAGUACGGUGCUCUACGUGCUUCGGUCGGUCAUCCGGAGCCAUGGACCCUGCGUUACAUCGAGGUUGGCAACGAAGAUAACCUCAACGACGGAUUGUCCUCGUACAAGUCGUACCGAUUCCAAGCGUUCUACGACGCCAUCAAGGCCAAGUACCCGGACAUGGUGGUCAUUGCCUCGACGAUCGACAUGACUCUGCCGGGCGACGCGGCUGGAGAUUACCAUCUAUACGACGUGCCCGAUAACUUUGUCGCCCGGUUCAACUUCUUCGACCAGUUCGAUCCCAAGAACAAGCUCUUGCUUGGCGAAAUUGCUGCCACCGAGUUCAACAACGGCAAGGGCAUUGACUGGAGUGACACCAACUUCUCCCUGUAUCCGUGGUGGAUCGGCACCGUCGCCGAAGCCGUCUUCUUGCUGGGCGCUGAGCGAAACGCCGACAAGAUCAUCGGAACGACCUAUGCUCCCUUCUUCAUGAACCUCGACAACUACCAGUGGUCACCUACUUUUGUCGCCUUCAACGCUGACCCAGCCCAAACCGCCCGAUCUGCAAGCUGGCAUCUAUAUAAUCUCUUCUCUCACACCCACAUCACCAACACCCUCCCCUCAACCUCCACCUCCUCCUUCGGCCCCCUCUACUACGCCACGGGCCUCGACAACACCACGAACUCCCGUAUCUUCAAAGCCGCCGUAUACAACAGCACCGCUGAAGUUCCCGUCUCGCUCUCCUUCGAGGGCGUGAAAGCCGGCACGAAGGCGCAGCUGACCGUGCUGAGCGCACCAGACCCGUUCGCCAUGAACGAGGUCGGUGGGGAGAAUGUGGUCAAGGAGAAGGUUACGACUGUGAGGGCUGGGAAGAAGGGGGUUUAUGAGUUCAGUUUGCCGAAUUUGAGUGUGGCCGUUUUGAAGACUGAAUAA